AUGAACGCCAAAGACAAGGCACAAACAAAUAAGCGAGAGAGAGAGAGAGAGGAGGAAAAAACAUAAGGAGACGCUUCAUUCGUAUCUGAAAUGAAUACAACCACUGAGCCCCCGCCCCCAAGUGGAGGAGACGUGGCCCUGACGUACGUCCUGCUCCCGUUUUUUAUCAUCACCUUCGCCGGGAUUAUUAUAGCAGCGGUGAUGUACGUGAAGAGGAGGCAAAGGAUUGACCGGUUGCGUCACCAGCUGCUCCCGGUGUACACGUACGACCCGACUGAGGAGCUGAAUGAAGCCGAACAGGACUUGUGGAGAGAAGACGACACUAAGGGCUGGACCAUGACGUACCAACAGCGGUGGCCUCUGCUCCCGAUGGACCCGAACGUUUGACAGAAGAAGCGAUUUCCACUCCGAGGCUUUAUCUUUGACAGUUGAAUGACUGAAGUUAAGAAAUCUCUGCACUGUGCGAUUGGAAGUAUGAUAUUCAUCACUCCAGUCUCUUUUUUUUUUUUUUUCUCAAGAAAAAGAAAUACGCCACGGAGUGAGAGAAGGAAACCAAGGACACGGUCUUCUCCAUGAUUGACAUGUUGCGAUUAAUUUGUUACACCACACAUAGAAAUGUAUAUAUUUUUAGAGUACACUGAUGCACAGCUUUUUUUUUCCUUUUUUUUUAAAGAAUCCUAAUCCUAGAAGUCCUUUAAUUGUGGCACAGAAGCAAAUACAGUACUGAAAAUGAGAAAUAAUAUAUGAAGUCUGAUUGUGUUUAUUACUGAUGACUGACCCGACGAAACCAACCAGGAUGUUAACCACUUCGGAGACAGUUAAAAUCGUACUUAAUUUUCAUGUUAAAUGGUUUCGUUAUGGAAACCUUUUGGAGAUGCUGGAAUUUUAAGCAGCAUGUGUACAUGACCUGCACUAAAUCGUUAAGUUAUUCCACGAAAUCGAGUCGUACAUGAGCUGAUAGCGGCUAUAAUCCAUGUACGACAAGUUUGUUUGUUUGUUUUAUUCUAUCCUAUCCACAUUCACUGGAUUUUGAGAAACAGAGCAUUUUUAUUUUGCUUUUUUGCAAAUUCGAUAAAUAAAAACUUUACGCAAAACGUCCGACAAAAUCAU
Molecule: messenger RNA, 1110 nt
Organism: Neoarius graeffei (lesser salmon catfish)
Lineage: Eukaryota; Metazoa; Chordata; Actinopteri; Siluriformes; Ariidae
Gene: smim29
Product: small integral membrane protein 29
Source: RefSeq, a predicted model, not a curated record